CCCCAUCCGUGACCCGACGAAAAUGCGGACCGGUAGAUACGCUGCCGCCCAAAGAAUGUAUGUGUGAAUUGUUUUCUUCCCCGGCACAGCUUCGCAAGUCUGUCGUUGACUCGCCACGGCCCAAGAACGUGAGAAUACCUAUUGCCGACACCACCAACGCCCAAAGAUUAAGAAGCGGAAAAAGAAGAAAGAAUCUCAGAUCCGAACUCCCUCAACUUUCUCAUUCGCUUCACCUAACCUACACCUCCUUUACUCCCAAAUUGAAACCACCGCAGCGGUAGAGAUCUGAUCUCAUCCUUCCCCCAUCUCUUUCUCGAAUCCGUUUUUAUCGAAGUUGGAUUCGACCAAAAGAUGGUUCUCGGGAGGAGGUUCUUAAGGCAACAAUGAUGUCCUGGAGUUCGGAAAAAGAGGAGAAUUAGAUGGGAGAAAGCAAACUGGGACCAGCGAAAGGUAUGGAAGAAGAAGAGGAGGAGACAGCGGCGGCGGUGGAAACCAAGAGCGAUGUGCAGGUUCUCCGGCGGGAGCCGUCCUUCUCGCGGUGGUGCAACGAGGACGGGAUCGAUGGAUCUUGCGAAUCCACCAACGCAGAAGAUUCUGACCAGCCAUUGCUCCAAAGAGGCGGGCAGCGAAGCAUGAAUCUAAGCACAUCGGCUCAUACCGAGGCGAAUGGGAACGGGAUGAAUUACUCUCCUUUUGAUAUAGAGAACGGGAUCCACACUACCGAUUCAAGAACGAAGUUGGAAACAUUAGAGGACUCCGCCCAGAGCUCCCUCUCUGCAGCCAAUAUCAUCAAGGCUUUGUUUGGUAUACUGGUUUGGUACACCUUCAGUACCUGUUUGACACUGUAUAAUAAGACAUUGCUAGGGCAAGAUAUGGGUAAGUUUCCGGCUCCAUUUUUGAUGAAUACUGUUCACUUCACAAUGCAAGCCCUUUUGUCGAAGGCUAUUGUAUAUUUCCAGUCCCGGGGUUCUGAAAGCAGAGGCCCUGCGAUGACAUGGAGAGAUUACUUUAUCAGAGUUGUGCCAACAGCUAUUGGAACUGCAUUGGAUAUAAACCUGAGCAAUGUUUCUCUUGUUUUCAUAUCUGUGACAUUUGCUACAAUGUGCAAGUCUGCGGCUCCAAUAUUUCUUCUUCUGUUUGCAUUUGCAUUUAGGUUGGAGAGUCCCAGUGUUAAGCUUCUAGGUAUCAUCAUUAUCAUUUCCAUGGGAGUUCUACUAACAGUUGCCAAGGAGACAGAGUUCAAUAUCUGGGGAUUUGUUUUUGUUAUGCUUGCUGCUGUUAUGUCAGGCUUCCGCUGGUGCAUGACUCAGAUUCUUUUGCAGAAAGAGGCCUAUGGUCUAAAGGAUCCAAUUGCUCUGAUGAGCUAUGUUUCCCCUGUGAUGGCAGUAGCUACUGCGAUCCUAUCUCUUGUUAUGGAUCCCUGGCAUAACUUUAGGACAAAUAAAUACUUUGAUAGUUCAAAGCACAUAAUAUUGAGUGGCCUGUUACUGCUUUUGGGAGGUGCCUUGGCAUUUUUCAUGGUUUUAACUGAAUAUAUUCUCGUUUCGGCAACCAGUGCAGUAACAGUAACAAUAGCUGGCAUUGUUAAAGAAGCUGUCACAAUUUUGGUGGCAGUUUUUUAUUUUCAUGAUCAGUUUACCUUGCUAAAGGGAAUGGGACUCCUCACAAUAAUGGUUGGGGUCAGUUUAUUCAACUGGUACAAAUAUCAAAAACUGAAAAAGUGUCGGCCUAGCAAAACUGAAGAUACAAAUCCUCUUCCACUUCCCAAUGGAGCUGCAAAAUACGUUAUCAUUGAUGAUGUGGAUUUUCAUGAUGGUGAAACUUGAUUUUUUGGCAUCAUACACAGCAGUUCUUAACUGACAGGGUGAUGAGUGUUCUUCCUAGGCCUACUGAAAUCUUUCAGUUGGACUAUGAGCUCAGAUGACACACUCAUAGUUUGCACGUUGGAUUGACUUUGCAGAUAUCACACAUACAACCUCACACAUGCUGAUGGCUCUGGAACGCUUGCCAUUCAUCUACCAGAGCACCCUUCAGUGCCAUGCCAAAAGGUGACUUAUCUAUUUUGAAUUACAAUUAAAAUGAACAGCGAGGAGCAUAAAUGUGUCCCCAAAAGUAUCCUGAUGCCAUUGGAAUAAUUUCUUAUAAAUGUAUUUUAAGCGUAGGAUUUUGGAGGUUGCAUGCAAAUUGGUUGAAACUUCAAUCAUGUGUUAUUCUUUUUGGCUGAUUCUUUAUUCUGAAAUUUCUUAUACCUGUUCGUUGAUUGAUGAUGACCUGAAGAUGUACAGAAUUUGUAUAAUUAUGACAGCAAACUCUGCAAUCAAACGGGGCUUGGCCCUUUGGAUACUUUGAUGGUAAUUGUUUGCCUGCCCAUCAAAAACUUGAGUGUUAAUGUAUCAUGUUCUGUUGCUGG
This is a messenger RNA of Elaeis guineensis (African oil palm), 2410 nucleotides long. The record is from RefSeq and is a predicted model, not a curated record. Lineage: Eukaryota; Viridiplantae; Streptophyta; Magnoliopsida; Arecales; Arecaceae.